AUGACCUCCAUCCCGAGGCCUGAGCUGCAUGCUCUGGUCAAGCUGGUAAACAGCAACCAGCUGCUCAACCGCCAGCUUUCCAGCAUCUGUCAGCUGAACGGUCUUACUAGCAGUGGCGUCAAGGCGUCGCUGCAAGGUCGCAUCGUCAAUGGUGAGCCGCCCCUCCUCCUAUUGCGCUCCUUCUUCCUUCUCCGCUGCUUCUUGCCGACUACGGCAUUCUGCAAACCUCUGUGUUUUCUCCCCAUCUUGAGAUCCACCCUGGCUGACUUCUUCCGCCUACUAGCGAUCCAAGAGGCCUUUAACAACAACGACGUGACUCGCUUUCAACAAAUCCAACGCAGCAUCGAGACCGCAAGAACCGGCGCCUCCUCUUCGCCCGCCUCCCACAAACAAGGCCGCCCUGCCGCAGCAACUACCCCCGUGCCCAUGUUGCGUCAAGAUCAACAAUACUGGGGGAACUCACGCACCGCUCGCCCCGGCGGCUCGAACGGCCUUGCCCUGCCUAGUCACGGAUCGGGUGGACCGUCCUUCAGCAACAGCCCAUUCUACGAGAUACAGUUUCGCGUCGGUAAUGUUCGGCCUUGCGAGGCAAUGACCCAGCACAGAAACAUGGUCUCUAUCCCGGUUCGAACCAGCGAGAACCCGGGAGUCGACAAGGUUCUCGAGGACAAGUCAUUACGCAUUAUGGUAUUCUGCGCUCAGAAUGACAGCGGCACCCAAGACAUCUCUUUCCCCCACCAGUCGGAAAUCAAGGUCAAUGGCACUGAGGUCAAGGCCAACCUCAGAGGCUUGAAGAACAAGCCGGGAUCGACAAGGCCAGUCGACGUCACAAGCUACCUGCGUCUGAAAAACGACUAUCGGAAUUUCGUUGAGUUCACUUAUGCGCUGACUCAAAAGAAAUUCUUCCUCGUUCUUUACGCUUGCAAGAUCACGUCGGCUCAGGAACUGGCAGAAAAGAUCAAGGUGGGAAAGAAGAUCCCAAAGCACAAGGUCAUUGAAGAGAUCAGCAGAAAGGCGGCGGACACGGAUAUUGUCACCACAUCGCAAGUCCUGUCAUUGAAAUGCCCUCUUUCCUAUAUGCGUCUCGAUGUCCCGUGCCGCUCAGUCAACUGCUCGCACAUUCAAUGCUUCGACGCAACGUCAUACCUUCAGCUGCAGGAACAAGGUCCCCAGUGGCUCUGCCCUAUUUGCAACAAGUCUGCGCCAUAUGAGCAGUUGGCUGUUGACGAAUAUGUCAGAGACAUCUUAGCAAACACAUCCAAAUCUCUGGAUCAGGUUACGAUCGAGCCUGACGGACAGUGGCGCGUGAAUUUGGCGCAAGACGAUGGAAAGCCCACCAAUGGCGGAAGCGGCCUGGUCGAUGAUGACGAUGAAGAUGAUUGGGGUAUUGUCGAGGUCAACCCUAUUCGCAGCCGCAACUUCGAAACACCCAACCGCUCAGUGGCCAGCACGGCCACUCCCACCACAACAAUCAUGUCACGUGAAAGCUCGGCAAUGCCGAGGGGUGUGGGCACGACCAGCGGCAAGCGUCUUCAUUCGGACAGGGUGACAAUAGACCUGACCCUAUCUGACGACGACGAACCCGUUGCGCCGCCCCCGAAGCGCCAACAAUUACAAGGGCCAGGAUCAUAUACCAACGGCUACGGUAGUGGAUUGCCGUACUAA
Molecule: messenger RNA, 1665 nt
Organism: Colletotrichum higginsianum IMI 349063
Lineage: Eukaryota; Fungi; Ascomycota; Sordariomycetes; Glomerellales; Glomerellaceae
Product: MIZ/SP-RING zinc finger
Exons: 6
Coding region: 1-1665 (554 amino acids)
Biological process (GO): protein sumoylation
Molecular function (GO): SUMO ligase activity; zinc ion binding
Source: RefSeq, a predicted model, not a curated record